Pygocentrus nattereri (red-bellied piranha) is the source of this 2576-nucleotide messenger RNA. RefSeq names its product cyclin-dependent kinase-like 1 (CDC2-related kinase) (gene cdkl1). Gene Ontology annotation, molecular function: cyclin-dependent protein serine/threonine kinase activity; ATP binding. The coding region runs from base 324 to 1424 and encodes 366 amino acids. Gene Ontology annotation, biological process: protein phosphorylation. Gene Ontology annotation, cellular component: nucleus. Lineage: Eukaryota; Metazoa; Chordata; Actinopteri; Characiformes; Serrasalmidae. The record is from RefSeq and is a predicted model, not a curated record. The transcript is spliced from 10 exons.
CCGGAAUACGGGCGAGGAAAAAAAACAACGGGCAACAAGUGACGCUCCUUCCGCGUGCGAAACUGCGACUCUUUGUCCACUCCCACACCUCCCAAACACUCGCCAAGCCACAGAAACACUCAGGGACAAACAGCUCUCCUCCAAAGCUCUCACCUUCAGCAGCAGCAGCGGCUCCGGGCGCCUCGAUCAGCAGCAGCUCUGCAGCCGUCACACACGAGUCCCUCAGCCCCUCUUGACUCAGCUUUGAAAAUCUCGAAAAAGUGACGAGGAACUUGUUUUUUCUUCUAUUUGUGUGAAUCACACCUUUUAAGAGUGGUCGGUGGAUGGUGCGCGCGCGCUCCUGGACUGCGCUGGCCAACUCCAGCAUGGAGAAGUACGAGAAGAUCGGGAAGAUCGGCGAGGGCUCGUACGGAGUCGUGUUCAAGUGCAGGAACAAAGACACGGGUCAGGUCGUGGCCAUUAAGAAGUUCGUGGAGUCCGAGGACGACCCGGUGAUCAAGAAGAUCGCGCUCAGAGAGAUCCGCAUGCUGAAGCAACUCAAGCACUGUAACCUGGUGAAUCUGAUUGAAGUGUUCCGGAGAAAGCGGAAGCUGCACCUUGUGUUCGAAUACUGUGACCACACUGUCCUAAACGAGCUCGAUAGAUACCCCAGAGGCGUUCCAGAGCACCUGGUUAAAAGUAUCACCUGGCAAACUCUGCAGGCUGUUAACUUCUGCCAUAAACAAAAUUGUAUCCACAGAGACGUGAAGCCAGAGAAUAUUCUCAUCACCAAACAUCAGGUCAUUAAGCUCUGCGACUUUGGCUUCGCAAGGAUACUCACUGGGCCCUGUGAUUAUUACACAGACUAUGUGGCUACUCGAUGGUACCGCGCUCCAGAACUGCUGGUGGGGGACACUCAGUAUGGCCCUCCAGUGGAUGUGUGGGCAGUGGGCUGCGUGUUUGCAGAGCUGCUCUCUGGCUCCCCCCUGUGGCCUGGCAAAUCUGAUGUAGACCAGUUAUAUCUCAUCAGGAAAACUUUGGGUGAUUUGAUCCCCAGGCAUCAGCAGGUGUUCAGCAGUAACCAGUUUUUCAGUGGAGUUUGUGUUCCUGAACCACAGGAAAUGGAGCCUCUGGAGCAGAAGUAUCCAAACAUUUCCUACCAGGCACUGAGUCUGAUGAAGGGCUGUUUGCGUAUGGACCCUGCUGAGAGGUUAACGUGUGAGCAGUUGUUGGAGCACCCAUACUUUGACAGUCAGAGAGAGGAGACAGAGAGUGCCACACGGGAGCUGGAGAGAGCACGGAGACGAGCACAACGGCAACCCCGCAAACACCUUCCCCCGGGGUACUUACCUCAGCUGACCAGCAGCAGUAUCUUCCCAGCUGUGGACAACAGGAAAUACUACAACAACCUGCGCAAACUCAACUACCAUUUCCCCAACAUCUAACACUCUUCCUACUGGCUUACACACUCCAGUCUGCCCCCAUAAGCACGUAUACAUGUUCAAAACCUUCAUCUUACUGUGCUGCAGUCUAAGAGACAUAAACACACAUUCUCUGCAGCACCUGCCCUGGUCUACACACUCUCAGGAAAAGAAGGCCCUGAGGUGACUUGGCUGAGUGAAAACACCUCACUCAGGGAGUCUCUGUGAUACAGCAGGUGUGUGUGCAUGAAAGACUGACUGCAGAGAGUAGAAUCUGCACCACUGAACUGCAGCUACACUGUCAGUCUAUGCACUGCUGUAUUCACCCAAUGUAUCUUACUAUUACUGCAUAUGACUUCAGACUGUGUCUGUACUCCAAGUGUGUGUGUGUGUAUGUGUUUGUGUGUGUGAUAGACAAGGAGCCUUGCUCUGCAUGUAGAUACACUGAUCUGAGUGCAACACUGCCUUUCUGAUUGCCAAAGUGCUGUGAGAGAGUCACACACGGUAAAAAUAUAACAACGACCCUGUUUAGCGUGAGACUAACACAGCUGUAGAGGAUACGAGUAAACUAUUAAGGUUCUUUUAAAAAUGACAGUUACAGGAAUCUGAUGAUUCCUCUUAUUUUUGUGUUUAUUUUGUACUCUUUUUCUAUCUCAUUCACUCUCUUUGUACUGUUUAAAUCCCUGUGACAGAUGGAGAACAGGGGAGCAGAAGUGUUCCUUCUCCAUAUUCCCUCUCUGUGAGCCUAAUCAUAACUUUUUUAUUCUAAUUUUAAAUCCUCAGCUGAUUUUGGAGUGAAUUACUGUGAAUUUCUGAUUCACAGAAUCUUUCCAUUGAUUUAAAUUGUAAUUAGAACUAUUUUGGACAGGACACUUUUAUUAGGCCUUAAUUCAACAACAUUGUUGAUGCUUUGACAACUAGUGCUAAUGAUUUUCUAGCCACUGACUUGCACCUUAAGCCAAACACCUGAGACACAAUCCCAUCACCAGUCUCUCUUCCACCCUCAUAACUCUAACUCACUUCUGUUCCUCUGUGUAAGUAGCCUUGUGUGAUAUUUUGUGACUUGCGGGUGCUUUUUCAAGAGGAUGAGUUUAAUAGAGUGACGGAGUAAGGAUGGGAAAAUGACUUUUUUUUUUUAAAGUAGAUCUAAUAAAGAAAUAAAGAUCUUUCAGCAGU